AAGCUCUCACAGGGCUUCUAAAGAUCCUUUCUUUCUCUCUCUAAACUCACAGCCCUUGUAAAGAUCCUCUCUCUCUCCACAAAAUUAAGUCGGAAUAUAAAUUCGAGAGAGAGAGAGAGUUACAGUUGAUUUUUUUAGGUGAAGCGAAAUCGAUUUGGAGAGGUUUGGUUAUGGCAAUUGCAAAUCUGGGAGUGUGGACUUGGGAACUUCUCAGAAACUGAAACUUGGAACAUCAAUAGCGGUACAGAGGGCUUUUGAUUUGGGCGAGGGAUUUUCUUUUUCGAGUUCGUGGCUAAUCGAAAAUUGGUUGUCGUUUUGGGAUGUUGAAUUACGACAUUUGGAUUCUUGAUUGGUAGCUAAUGAAGAUGGAGUUUGUGCAUUUUACCUGGUUGAUGUGUUGGGAGUUGAAGAGGUUGCUUUAAGGGAAAUUUAGAGGAAGUAGAUGGCAACUUCGAGUGAGAGAUGGAUUGAUAGACUUCAAUUAUCCUCUUUGUUUUGGCCUCCCCCAGAUGAUGAUCAGCAAAGAAAGGUUCAGUGUUCUGCAUAUGUUGAGUACUUGGGUCAGUUUACAUCAGAACGAUUCUCAGAGGACAUUGCUGAGCUGAUUCGGAGCCGUUUCCAAUCGAAGGAAAAGCGCCUCUUCGAUGAUGUUUUAGCUUUGUUUGUUCUUCAUCAUCCCGAGAAUGGGCAUGCUAUUAUUCUUCCAAUAAUUUCUUGUAUAAUUGAUGGCGCCCUGGAAUAUAACAGAAAUGACCCUCCAUUUGCCUCUUUUAUAUCCUUAUUCUGCCCUGGCACUGAGAACGAUUAUUCUGAACAAUGGGCCCUUGCAUGUGGGGAGAUAUUGCGGAUCUUGACUCAUUACAAUCGUCCGAUAUACAAGAUGGAACGAAAAAAUGGUGAAACGGGAAGAAGCAAUAAUGGUGAAACAGAAAGAAGCAAUAGUGGCAGCCUUGCCACGACAAGUAACAGUGAUGAUGGGGAAUUAGUUGGAGUGCCUCAGCAACAAGAGAGGAAACCUGUACGACCUUUGUCCCCAUGGAUUACUGAUAUAUUGCUUGCUGCACCAUUGGGCAUUAGAAGUGACUAUUUCCGCUGGUGCAGUGGUGUAAUGGGUAAAUACGCUGCUGGAGAACUCAGGCCACCUACAUCAGCUUCUUCUCGUGGAUCUGGAAAGCACCCUCAGCUUAUGCCAUCAACUCCAAGGUGGGCCGUUGCAAAUGGUGCUGGAGUCAUACUGAGUGUUUGUGAUGAAGAGGUUGCGCGAUAUGAGACUGCAACUCUAACAGCAGCUGCUGUUCCUGCACUUCUUCUUCCUCCCCCCACAACAGCUUUGGAUGAACAUUUAGUUGCUGGGCUACCAGCUCUUGAGCCGUAUGCACGCUUAUUUCAUAGAUAUUAUGCCAUUGCUACUCCCAGUGCCACCCAAAGGCUUCUUCUUGGACUCUUAGAAGCACCUCCAUCUUGGGCUCCAGAUGCUCUUGAUGCAGUUGUACAGCUUGUAGAACUCCUUCGAGCUGCUGAAGAGUAUGCAACUGGCAUUAGGAAUUGGAUUAUGUGCUAUAGAGAUUGCUGCCUUGUUGUCAUAAUACACCCGUAUAGGAGUCUUUUGAAAGAUCUUUCUGUUAUGCUUCCUAGGAACUGGAUGCAUUUACAUUUCUUGCGUGCCAUUGGCACUGCAAUGUCCAUGAGAGCUGGUAUUGCUGCUGAUGCUGCAGCAGCCUUGCUUUUUCGCAUACUGUCCCAACCUGCAUUGCUGUUUCCACCACUACGACAAGUUGAGGAAACUGAUGUUCAGUGUGAAUCUUUGGGUGACUAUGAUUCAUCAUACAGGGAACAGAUUGAAGUGCCUGCAGCAGAAGCUACAAUUGACGCUACUGCACAAGGAAUUGCAUCCAUGCUUUGUGCACAUGGUCCUGAAGUUGAAUGGAGAAUUUGUACAAUCUGGGAAGCUGCUUAUGGCUUAAUUCCAUUAAGUUCCGAUGUAGUUGACCUCCCUGACAUCAUAGUUGCAACACCAUUGCAGCCUCCCAUAUUAUCAUGGAAUUUAUACAUUCCUCUCCUUAAGGUUCUCGAAUAUCUUCCACGUGGUAGUCCAUCUGAAGCAUGUCUGAUGAAGAUAUUUGUUGCUACUGUGGAAUCAAUUCUUCAAAGGACAUAUCCUUCUGAGUCUUUCAGAGAACAAUCUAGGAAAACAAGAUACUUUUCCAGCCUUGGUUCUGCUUCUAAAAAUCUUGCUGUCACAGAGCUUCGGACCAUGGUCCACUCGCUUUUCUUAGAAUCGUGUGCUUCUGUGGAGCUUGCAUCACGCCUACUUUUUGUUGUAUUGACUGUUUGUGUUAGUCAUGAAGCUCAAUCCAACGGAAGCAAGAAAUUGAGACGUGAACAAAGUGAUGUUCUGGAUGAAAGGAUUGAGGACUUGCAAGCAGUAUCCGAGAACCAUACAGGAAUAAGGAGAAAGACUAAAAAGCAAGGUCCUGUUUCUGCAUUUGAUUCUUAUGUCCUGGCUGCUGUUUGUGCUCUUGCCUGUGAGGUCCAAUUAUUUCCCUUUGCUGCUAGGGGAAGUGAUCAUUUAAAUACUACAGAUUUACAGGAUGUAAUAAAACUGGUCAAAGUAAAUGGUACUUCAACCGAGCUUCAAAAUAGUGUUGGCUCAGCGGUAUGCCACACUCACCGAAUUUUGGCCAUCAUAGAAGCACUUUUUUCUUUAAAGCCAUCUUCUGUGGGAACUUCAUGGAGUUAUAGUUCAAACGAGAUAGUUGCUGCAGCAAUGGUUGCAGCUCAUGUUUCAGAACUCUUCAGACGGUCAAAGGCGUGCAUGCAUGCUCUCUCUAUCCUGAUGCGAUGCAAGUGGGACGAUGAAAUUUACAACAGGGCAUCAUCAUUGUACAACCUAAUAGAUAUUCACAGCAAAGCCGUUGCUUACAUUGUUAAUGAGGCUGAACCUUUAGAAGCACAUUUAAUACAAGUACCGAAAUGGAAGGAAUCUCUUGUUGGGUUAAACGGAAAAAAACAAAUUCAAUAUGAAGACGGUACCUGCUUUCAUCCUGGACAAUCAUCUGUCCAAAAGUGUGAUAAUUCAUCCCAUUCCGAAUCUAAACUUGUGUCCAAGCGAGCAUCAAAUUCGAAUGAAGAGUUGGGCAACAGCAACACUUCAGUGAAAGGUUUAGCAAGCUUCUCAAUGGAUGCUUCUGAUUUAGCCAACUUACUCACAAUGGACAGGCGUAUAGGAUUCAACUGUUGUGCACAAGUUCCAUUAAGAUCAGUGCUCGCUGAGAAACAAGCAUUAUGUUUUUCUGUUAUUUCUCUACUGUGGCACAAGUUGAUUUCCGCUCCUGAAACUCAACCUAGUGUGGAGAGCACUUCGGCCCAGCAAGGAUGGAGGCAGGUAGUUGAUGCAUUAUGCAACGUGGUAUCAGCUUCCCCAGCUAAAGCGGCUACAGCAAUUGUUCUUCAGGCCGAGAGGGAGUUGCAACCUUGGAUUGCAAAAGAUGAUGAUCAAGGUCAGAAGAUGUGGAGAAUGAACCAGCGGAUCAUCAAAUUGAUAGUUGAGCUAAUGAGAAAUCAUGAUACUCCAGAAUCACUGGUCGUAUUGGCGAGUGCGUCAGAUCUUCUGUUGCGUGCCACAGAUGGGAUGCUUGUAGAUGGGGAAGCCUGUACUUUGCCACAACUAGAGCUAUUGGAAGUGACUGCUAGAGCAGUUAAGCCUGUACUGGAGUGGGGAGAAUCUGGACUGUCCAUUGCUGAUGGCCUUUCCAAUCUCUUAAAGUGUCGUCUACCCGCUACUGUUCGAUGCCUUUCUCAUCCAAGUGCGCAUGUCCGAGCUCUAAGCACAUCAGUUCUUCGUGAUAUUCCGCACACCAGUUCAAUUAAGUCUAGUUCAAAAUCGAUCAACAUAAAUGGCAUCUAUCCCUCUUAUCAGUAUUUCAGUUCAGGUAUCAUUGACUGGAAAGCAGAUAUUGAGAAGUGCUUGGGAUGGGAAGUUCGUAGUCAACUUGCAACUGGACAAGCAACUCAGUUUCUUCAAGCUGCCGCCAAGGAAUUAGGCUGCUCUAUUUUCCUAUGACAUCCAUGUAAACUUAGGUUUGUCCAUUAAUGUAGUGUCAUGGAAGUAUACAAGUUUGCGGAGACGAUUUGUGUUAUGUUUCUUAUAUGAUACCGUAGAUUAUUAUUAUCCAAUAAUUCCUUGUUUGGUCCUGUAUACAUAUCCUCUCACCAAGAUGGUUGUGUAUGAGGCCUUAUAAUGAUGUGUUCAAUUAGUUUUAGGUGUUUGGUAGUUCUCAUGUACUUUUCCCUAGCAUCAACUCAAGUAUAUGUUGUUUGGAACUAACACAAGUUUCUCUGAUGUAAUUUAUUUCACCUUCUCCA
Benincasa hispida (wax gourd) is the source of this 4365-nucleotide messenger RNA. The record is from RefSeq and is a predicted model, not a curated record. Lineage: Eukaryota; Viridiplantae; Streptophyta; Magnoliopsida; Cucurbitales; Cucurbitaceae.